AUGUGUAACGAUCGUGUCGAUGAGGUCAUCACUAGCUUUCAACCCAAAACGAUACCAAAAUAUACACUCGAAUCACUUCUGCCGGAAAUCGAGGCAGCAUUCAGCGCUGAAACGGUGGAAGAAGUGAUCGACCGACUGAGUACGAGUGAAUCGGAUUUCGCCAGGAAACAACUCGCCGUAAUCAGCAAAAUGGUAUUCACAUGA
Messenger RNA from Anisakis simplex (herring worm), 204 nucleotides. NCBI's taxonomy places the organism in Eukaryota, Metazoa, Nematoda, Chromadorea, Rhabditida, Anisakidae. The record is from the annotation of a GenBank genome assembly.